Colletotrichum karsti is the source of this 1059-nucleotide messenger RNA. RefSeq lists its product as uncharacterized. The transcript has 3 exons. NCBI's taxonomy places the organism in Eukaryota, Fungi, Ascomycota, Sordariomycetes, Glomerellales, Glomerellaceae. Bases 1 to 1059 code for a protein of 352 amino acids. The record is from RefSeq and is a predicted model, not a curated record.
AUGACCGAAGUCCUCGGAUACAGCGCUUCCAGCCUACACUCCGAACCUGUCUUUGCGCAGGAGAAGGUUGUCGUGCGGCAGGAGGAGAAGUUGACCUUGCACGGAAAUGGCGGGGUACUAGACGACGUCAGGCAGCUCACCCCUGUCUAUCCCGAUACUCCCAUCGAGGAGAUUCGGAGGAGAUACUGGCAAGACGGUGUUGUUUGGGUCAAAGGUCUUCUCGACCCCACAAUGGUCAAGAAGAUGCGUUCGGACUACCUGAGCUUCGUCGACCAGGGCACGGGGAUGCUCAAGCCCGGCACCGAUCCUGUAGACGGCAUCUUCUCCGGCGGCGACUGGCGCGAGUUCCUCCUGCCCGGUGCUGUUCGCGUCGCCUGUGGUCUCAAGGACGAAGGCCCCUUCGUCGACAACGCGAUCAAGAGCCACAGCGCCGACUUUUACCAGGAGUUCAAAGACAAGGUCGGCGAAGAGCUUGAGCCGUUUGUUGGUCGACUUGCCGAGUUUGAGGAUUCGUGGUGUCUCCCGCGGUCGCUACUUCGCUGUUCCGUGCCGGGUGGCGAGACGACGCCGGUGCACUACGACCAGAUCUUCCUUCGUGCGGGGCCGCCUACGAGCGUGACGGCUUGGGUACCCAUCGGUGAUGUAGAGUUGGAAGGUGGCGGUCUUAUCUAUCUGGACCACUCUCAUGACAUCGGCAAGAGGUAUGAGGAGGACUUUUCCAGGGUGAAUGCCGAGCUUCCAGACUCAGAGAGGCUUUCGGCGUUCAACAGGAACAUGGAAAAGGGUGGGUGGCUUGAUAGGAACGCAAAGAGAUUCGGGGAACACUGGUCUCGUGGCUGGCUCGUGGGCGCCUAUGAGGCUGGUGAUGUCGUCUUUCAUACUCCGUAUGCGGUUCACGCCGGGGCUAUGAACCAGUCGCCGCAGGGGCGUAUCAGAGUCUCGACGGAUUUACGCUUCGUUGACAAGACAAAGCCGUACGACGAGCGCUGGACCUACAUCGCCUAUUCUGAGAAUGAUCCCAAUGUGGCGAGUAGACAGCCAACGAAGAAGGAUGGGUAA